Molecule: messenger RNA, 1479 nt
Organism: Halteromyces radiatus
Lineage: Eukaryota; Fungi; Mucoromycota; Mucoromycetes; Mucorales; Cunninghamellaceae
Product: major facilitator superfamily domain-containing protein
Exons: 5
Coding region: 1-1479 (492 amino acids)
Biological process (GO): transmembrane transport
Cellular component (GO): membrane
Molecular function (GO): transmembrane transporter activity
Source: RefSeq, a predicted model, not a curated record
AUGUAUUCGUUUGAAAAGAACGGACGACCUCAAUCACUCGCAAGUUUGGAUGCUUAUAAUUAUGACCACUCGUCUCAUUUGGAUUUAGAAGAUGAUCUUUAUCAGCAAGAAAAAUCUGAUUUGGAAAAGUCUCUUGUUAGAAAACUUGAUCUUUUGAUUCUACCUAUUAUCUGUGUUGUGGAUUUCCUUCAGUUUCUUGAUAAAUCAACGAUUAAUUAUGCGGCUGCCUUUUCAUUCAAGGAAGAUUUGAAUUUGGUAGGAAGUCAAUAUAGUAUGAUUGGAUCUAUAUUUUAUGCUGGCUAUUUGGUAUUCCAACUUCCCAACAAUUAUCUCUUACAACGUGUGCCAAUUGCAAAGUAUAUUGGUAUUAUUGUAUUUCUUUGGGGUGCCGUUUUGACUGCUAUGGCUUUUGGGAAAAAUUUUAGUCAAAUGAUGGCUAUGCGAUUCUUAUUGGGUUUAUUUGAAGCUGGUAUCUAUCCUUCUUUAACAUUGUUAGUUUCUACUUUUUAUCGACGUACUGAACAAGCUCCUAGAUUGGGCGCAUUCUGGCUGUGUAAUGGAUUUGCUUUGUGUUUUGGUGGAUUGAUUGCUUAUGGUAUUGGUAAUAUUGAUACAGUGAAGUUUAAAACGUGGCAAUGGAUCAUGUUAAUUAUGGGAAUAGUGACCUGUGUGAUGGGUGUGAUAUGUUAUUUCUUCCUCAUUGAUAAUCCUAAAUCCCCCGCUCUUGGUUUGAACGCAGAACAAUCGGUACUUGUGGAAAAGCGGACUAAGGAUAAUGCUGUCUUUCGUACAACUAUGAUCAAGAAACAUCAGAUUAUUGAAGCGUUGAAAGAACCUCGUUUAUGGUGUCUCUGUCUAGCUGCCAUGUUUUUAAAUGUACAAAAUGGUGGCAUCACAAUUUACAAUACCCAAUUGAUUCAUGCUUUUGGUUUUGAUCAAUUACAAUCCGUUUUAUUGAGCGCUGGAUCUGGUUUAUCAGAUAUCAUCUAUAUCUGCAGCUCAGUGUAUAUCGUCACUAGGAAAGAAGGUCGGGUGUUAUAUACUGCCAUGGGUCUCAUGUCAAUGGAUUUGAUCGGGCUUUUGUUGUUAUUGUUGAUCCCUGAUUCCAAACUCAAAUUGAUUGGGUUCUAUCUUUGUUGGCCAUAUGCUGCAACUUAUGUUUUGAUCUUGACAUGCAUCACUAACAACGUAUCUGGUUACACAAAGAAAAUUUUCUACAAUGGUCUCAUCACUAUCUUUUACACCAUUGGUAACUUCGCUGGUCCCUUUUUCUUGGUGGAUUCUCAAGCUCCUUCUUAUUACGGUGGUAUGAUUGGCUACUGUUGUUCCUGUUUCUUGUGUAUUGUUUGUCUGGGUUUAGCUCGUUUGUCCAUGGCCAGAAUCAACAUGACUCGUUCUAGACAUGCUCCUCAAGAAAGCAAACCAGUUGAAGAAGAUCAAACUGAUGCUGAAGAUCCUACCUUUAUUUAUCUCCUUUGA